Messenger RNA from Cheilinus undulatus (humphead wrasse), 2950 nucleotides. It is a transcript of the gene pum3, whose product is annotated as pumilio RNA-binding family member 3. Gene Ontology annotation, cellular component: nucleolus. NCBI's taxonomy places the organism in Eukaryota, Metazoa, Chordata, Actinopteri, Labriformes, Labridae. Gene Ontology annotation, biological process: regulation of translation. The record is from RefSeq and is a predicted model, not a curated record. Bases 63 to 2036 code for a protein of 657 amino acids. Gene Ontology annotation, molecular function: mRNA binding. The transcript is spliced from 18 exons.
ACUGUUAUGUUCAAAGAACACAUGGGACUGAGCAGUGGCAGCGUGUGAGUACAUCUCAAAUAAUGGAGGCCAAAUCCAAAAAGCCCUUCUCUCCCAAAGGUGGGAAAAAGUUCACACAGAAAGGAAAGGAUUCAAUAGGGACCAAACUUGGUGGAAAACCAGGCAGUAAGCCAGGUGGUAAAAAGCCCUUCAAACCGUACAACAACACAGAGCGUAAGAACAGACCAGGGAAGGAUGGUGAUGGAGGCAAGAAACAACAAAAGUUUGCUUUCUCCAAAGGUGGGAAAGGACCACAGAAGAGGAAAAUGCCACAUUUUAAAGCGAAACACAAGGAAGAAGGUGAUGGUCCUGUGGCCAAAAAGAUGAGGAAAGGGGAGUUUAAUCCAAAAACAAAGGAGCUGACUAAAGAGGAGCUGAAGAAGAACAGGCAGCAGAGGAAGAAGGACUUGAAAACAAGCAGACAGCAGGCAGAGAGGAAAGACAUGUUUGAGAUCAUCUGUAAAGCAAAGAAAAUGUGGGGAGAUCUCAGGAGGAAGAAUUGUGAAAAAGAAUUGAAGGAGAAACUGAUGAAGGAGCUUCACAACCUGCUCCGUGGAAAGAUUAAACAGAUGGCGUUUGCUCACGACUCUGUGCGAGUGCUGCAGUGUUUCAUUCAGUUCGGCAGCCAUGAACAGAGACAGGAAGUGUUUGAGGAGAUUAAAGAGGACACCAUCACUCUGUGUAAGUCACAGUAUGGCAGACACAUUGUGAAAAAGCUGCUGAUGUACGGUAACAAGGAGGUUGUUGCCGCUGUGAUGCAAACUUUCAAAGGUCAUGUGCGUCCAAUGCUUCGGCAUGCUGCCGCCUCGUCUAUUAUUGAGUACGCCUACAACGACAAAGCUGUGCUCGCACAGAGACUCAUGCUCACUGAGGAGCUGUACGGGAACACCUUCACUGUGUGCAAGUCGACUGUGUGUAAUACCAUCGAGAAGGUCGCUCAGGAGAACCCGGACAAACUAAACAACAUCAUCGAUGAGAUGAAGCAGAUCCUCACACCCAUGGCUCAGAAAGAACAGGUCAUCAAACACUCUCUGGUCCACAAAGUCUUCUUGGAUUUCUUCCUGCUCUCUCCCGAAAAACAAAGAACGGAGAUGAUCGAGUCCAUCAGAGAAUCAGUCGUCUACAUGGCUCACACGCACGACGGAGCACGAGUGGCAAUGCACUGUCUGUGGCACGGGACGUCCAAGGACAGAAAAGUUGUCAUCAAAACCAUGAAGACGUACAUGGUGAAGUUUGCCACGGGGGAGUUCGGUCACCUGGUUCUUUUAGCCAUAUUUGAUUGUGUGGAUGACACAAAGCUGGUCAAGCAGGCCGUGCUCUCAGAGAUCUUGGCAUCUCUGGAUGAGGUCAUCAGUAACAAAUAUGGUAAGAAGGUUUUGUCGUACCUGCUGAGCCCCAGAGAUCCAGCUCACCUGCUGCCAGAGAUCAUCAAGGUGCUGGAGCAAGGAGACGGGAACGAACACAGUAAAAAAGACACGGCGAUCAGGAGAAAGGAGCUGCUGGAAGCCGUCUCCCCCACUCUGUUAGAGCAUCUCUGUAACAACGCCUCCUCCAUGGUGAUGGACAAGGCGACCAGCGUCACUGUAAGUGACAUCCUAUCGUCAGCCUGCGGAGAUCUGCAGCCCGCCAUGACAGCUGUGGCUCAGCUGGCCAAUCAGGAGUUAGUGCCAGGAGGGAUCAAAGGACAGCUCCACAUGGCUGAACAUCCUGCAGGACAUCUGGUGCUGAAGUGGCUUAUAGAGCAGGACAUGACGCUGGCAGAGGCUGGAAAAGAAGAGCGGUUUGGACGAAUUCUGGUGGACACAGUGGGAACAGACAAGCUGAAGACCUGGAUCAAGGUCAACAGAGGAGCCAUGGUGCUCUGCUGCCUCCUGAACAGCUGUGACAAGACCGUGUCUGCAGAGGUGAAGGAAGCGCUGCAGUCCCUCAAAUCAGAGCUCAGCAGCUUCAGCAACAACAAAGGAGCUGAGAUCUUACUGGAGAAUCUAAACAAGUAGAGACUUUUAUUUAAGACAAACUGUUUACAUCACUUCCUGUGGUGCUGCUGUCAUUGGACUCCUGCAGAUCUGCAAGCUGCAUCUAGAGGAUACAACCUGAAACCCUGCGAGACAUUUCUGUGCCUGGUGGAUGUGUGGACAUGUUGAAUUAUUUCUGUUUGGAGGAAAAAUGAAGCUUCCUGAAAACUGAUUGAAAUGCAGAGACGUCCCUUUUGUGUGAAGGGAUUCAUAUACACACAGCCUGAACAGUGCAGGUUAUGCUGUCCUUGAAAUAAUGUUGAAGUAAUCUGAGUGCAACAACUGAGAAGCACAGUUUCCCUGAGUUUCCUAAUGAGUAGAAAUUAUUUCUUAUCACUUCUAUGUAGUCUGUGUCUGGUUUGCAACUUAUAAUUUGAAAAAACUUGUCACACAUUGAAAGCUUACAUGUUAAAAUGAGGAAAAUGUAUAGUUCAGGGAAUCUUAUAUUGGUACUUGGAGCAGACGAAUGAUGAAUAUGACAUGAUUUCUUUAGUGUUGGUGCAAACAGCAGUUGUAAAUCGAUUUUUAAAAAAACAAAAAAUUAGUUUAAAUGAGCAGAUUGUUAUCAAGGAGAGAUCUAUGCAGUUUAAAUUCUUACAAUAGAGAAACAUAAUUCAGAUUUUAUGCAGUAAAGUUAUCUAAAUUCAAACAGCAAACAUAUCCGUCCUCAUAGUGACAGGUUUGGUUUUCUAAAUUUAAGGUUUUGAGAUGUUUCUUCAUCCAUACAGCUAAAAUCUUGCUGCAAACCUUUCUGUAAUCUCAGUGCUUUAUGACAGCAACUCAGGUUCAAUCCUGCCAUCCCUUUUUUUCAGAUUUUUAUGUUAACAUUUUACAAACUUGACUUGGUAUUCUGUUUAAAAGAAUGUGAUGGAAAAAUAAAAGAUUAUAAUACGUUA